Molecule: messenger RNA, 5159 nt
Organism: Uloborus diversus
Lineage: Eukaryota; Metazoa; Arthropoda; Arachnida; Araneae; Uloboridae
Product: FERM, ARHGEF and pleckstrin domain-containing protein 1-like
Exons: 24
Coding region: 154-3666 (1170 amino acids)
Cellular component (GO): cytoskeleton
Molecular function (GO): cytoskeletal protein binding; guanyl-nucleotide exchange factor activity
Source: RefSeq, a predicted model, not a curated record
CUGCCUGCUUUCCUCUUUUUAUUUUUUCGUUUUCUGCAAAUAAUCGAGUAUGUUAUUGUUAAGCAAUUAAGAACAUAUUCCUUCUCACUUAACAAAACUCCUUGAAGCUUGUGAUUCGCAAGAUUAUACUCUGUUACUGCAUUGAAAUUCAAGAUGUCAUCACCUCAUCAUACAUUGCCCGAAAAUUCUAAAGGACACCAAACCAAAUCUGUUUCUUCUAGCAAGGGAAGAAAAUUUAUGAAUGUUACAGUAUACUUUUUAGAUGAUUCCAAUCAUGUAUUUCAACUGCAGGCUAAAAAUAGUGGACAAGCGUUGUUUGACAAAGUGUGUAAAUUCUUGAAUUUGAUUGAAGUUGAUUAUUUUGGGCUAGAAUUUGAAGACGAGAAAGGAAGCAAGUGCUGGUUGGAUCUUUUAAAACCUUUGUGUUCUCAACUUUCAACAUCAUUUCCAUCCAUGUAUUUUUGUGUAAAGUUCUACACUCCAGAUCCUGUUCAAUUAGAAGAUGAAUUCACCAAGUACUUAUUUACUCUUCAGUUGAAAAAAGACCUUGGAAAUGGCCUUUUACAAUGCAAUGACAAUACUACAGCUGUUAUUGUUUCUUAUUUAGUACAAGCUGAUUUUGGUGACUUUAAUCCAGAAAAGUGUGUGGACACUUCAUAUUUGUCAAGUUUCAAAUUUGUUCCUUAUCAAGAUUUUGAACUUGAAAGAAAAAUAAUGGAAAACCAUAAAAAACUUAUUGGUCAAUCACCAGCAGAGGCUGAUAUUAAUUUGUUGGAAACUGCAAGACGUUGUGAGUUGUAUGGCAUCAGAAUGACCCCAGCUAAGGAUCAUGAGGGAGUGCCUCUAAAUUUAGCUGUUGCACACCUAGGAGUUUUGGUGUUUCAAAAUUUUACAAAAAUAAAUACUUUCUCUUGGGUUAAAAUACGGAAACUUAGUUUCAAAAGAAAAAAGUUUUUAAUAAAGCUUCAUCCUGAAGGAUAUGGAUACUACAAAGAUACUGUGGAGUAUUUUUUCGAUGGACGAAAUGAAUGCAAAAAUUUCUGGAAAAAAUGCAUUGAAAAUCACACAUUUUUUCGUUGCACAGAUGCCAAGCAAGGCAUGCGACAAAAGCCAAAAAUAUUUAGCAGAGGAUCUUCAUUCAGGUAUAGUGGCAGAACUCAAAAACAAGUAUCCGAGUUUGUGAGAGAAAAUUAUUUCAAGAGACCUCCUUUUCAAAGGUCUACCAGCCUGAGAACUCCAUCCUCUCCAUCAAGAAGUAUUGGCAGUGCUUCUAUAUCACCUCAGCCUUUAUUGCCAAUCACAAGUCUUUCAUGCGGCUCCAUAUCAGAUGUUUCUCGUGAACCCGCUCCACCGCAGAAAACAUUUUCUACCUCCGAGCCAACAACACCUCACGUGGCCCAAGACAUUACUCGUUCAUUAAACGGUGACUAUUCUAAGAAUUUUGAUUCUUCAGGUCAUGGUGUAGUAUCGCCUGAUAUUGAAUGUGAACAGGAGGGCUUUCAAAGUUCUGACUUUCUUGCUCAAGAUACUGAUGACAAUAUUUCGCAUGAUUCAUACCAUGUCUUAGAGAAAGAAAUGCAGAAAACUAACAAUGAAUGCAUGCUUACUAACUCUGACAGCGUUGCUAACAAUAAAACCUUGGGCCUUGAUGUGACUACUGCUUUGCUAACAAAUGGGACCAAUGAAUGUGAGGAAAGCUCUCAGGAAACAUCUGGUUUGUACAGUUCAGAAGGAAUUUAUGCAAAUGUGAAGCUAGAAGACAAUAAUAACAUUCUAGAUAAUAAGCCUAAUUCAUAUAUAGCAUCUGAUGUUGAAUCCCAAAAAAUAUCUGAUUUAUAUUCAAAGCCAAUGAAGAGAAAAGGUGACAUUAUAGUUAGUGCUGAUGUAAUGAAUGGUACUUCCUCAAACUCACCAAUUAAAAUGGAAGAUAGUAUUGAUUACAUUCCUAAUGGAAAAGAUGAUGUUCGGAAUAUAGAUGCUCUUAAAAGAUUGUCUGGUGAUUCUAAGUACCUUGAUGUUCAUAAAAGCUCUGAACAAAAUUUAGUGUCAGGUGACAACUUUGAUCAGCAUUCCUUGGCUGAAAGUUUAGUUAGUGAAUCACAGCAAAGCUUUGGAAGUUCUACAUUUUAUGUCAGUAGUCCUACUUUUUCUGUUCGACUUUCUCAUAAAAAAACACCAACUGACAGAGCUUACUGUUUAGCAAAGGAACUAUUAAUGACUGAAAGAACGUAUCGUAAAGAUUUACAAAUUGUCAAUGUUACGUUUCGAGAUGAGUUUUAUGAUCAAAAAUCUGUAUAUUCUGAAGCGAUGGAUAAAGUUCUUGGAGUCAUUGACCCUUUAUUUGAAAUUCAUUGUUCACUGCUGAGAGAUUUAGAGCAAAGGCUAGCAUUUUGGGAAGGUAGACCUGUGAACAGGGCGCAGAGCUGUGUUAAAGGAGUCGGUGAUAUUCUUUUGUUACAUAAAGGAAUGAUUCCUUUGCAUUGUGCAUAUUUAGAGAAACUGCCACAUAUCUUGGAACUUUUGCAUGAAGAAUUAACUAGCAGUCAUUCCUUUUCCCAUUUUUACCAUCAAUUUGAAUCCCGUAAAAUAUGCUAUUUACCGUUAACUUCUUUUUUGCUCCGUCCUGCAUUUCGUUUAUUGUAUUACUCAUCUAUUUUGGAAAAUGUUUUGACGUGCUAUGAAAAUGAUCAUGAAGAGUAUAACUAUUGUAAAGACUUAAUUGAGAUUUUGAAAAGUCCAUCUGAAACAAUUGCAAAACAAAUCAUACCAGUUGUGAACUAUGUGAAACUUAUGGAAUUGCAGCGAAGUUUAGUUGGCUUUUCAAGUUUAUUGAAGAAAAAUCGGUUCUUUGUUCGUGAAGGAUGUCUGUUGAAAUUUUCUAAAACUGGCAGCCACCAGCAUAUGUUUUUUCUGUUUUCUGAUCUUCUGUUAUAUACUGCUCGUGUUCACAGUAGUCAGCUUCGAUUCAAAGUUCAAGGUCAGCUACAAACAUUUGGACUAAAAAUGGAGGAUAGUGAAUCAAAACAAGGUGUCAGCAAUUGUUUUUCUCUGUGCAGUGGUGAAAAACAUAUAGUUAUAGCAGCUCCUAGUGCAAGAGAAUGCUCAAAAUGGAAGAAGGAUAUUGAAAAAGUAAUUCUCAAUGCAAAGAGUCUGCAAGCAAAUAAUGAUGCAUCUAGUCAAAGUCUGAAGAUUUUUUCAGAUGAAAGAUAUGAAUCUGGAGAUGAUAGUGAAGAUUUUAGUGUGUCAAAUGAAGAAAAAUCUAUAUCCCACCAUUUAAAUACAUCCAUUCAUAUUUGCUGGCACCGUAAUAUUAGCAUAAGUUACAGUGACCUUUUGAUAUCCAUGAAACACAGCCUUAGUGGUUAUUUGUUGCGGAAAUUCAAGAACAACAUGGGCUGGCAAAAACUAUGGGUUGUUUUGGCUAAUUUAUGCCUUUUCUUUUACAAAACAUAUUUAGAUGAAAGUCCCUUAGCUAGUCUACCUCUAGCAGGAUAUAAGGUUAUGAGUACUUUUGAAAAUGAUGUAAUAUCUGGAGAUUGUAUUUUCAAAUUGCAGUUUAAAAAUCAUGAAUAUUUCUUCAUGGUGGAAAACAAAAAUACAUAUGAAAGGUGGAUGGAAGCUAUUCACUUAUGCACUUUGAUGGACGAAGAAAAUACACAUCUAUGAUGAAGUAGAUGUGAGGAUAUCCAAUAUUUGCAGGCCUUUUUUUAUUUACAUAAAUAUAUAUAGAGACAUAAAUACAUUUUUAUAAACUUGCUUUGCCCUCAUGAUGUCAAUUGGCAAUGACGUUCACAAAAAAAGUGUGUUUAUGUUAGGUCGAGCGAGAAUUCCAUUGUUCAAGUAUUUUAUAUCAUUUUUUAAAAAUUAUAUUUUAAAAUAUCAUUGAUGUUUAUAACUUGUUAAAAAUAUCUUUUAAACUUAAAACAACUCAAAACUGAAGCAGCUUAAUAUAAAUCUUGCUUGCAAUUUUUAAUUGGAUAAGGAAUAAAUGAAAUCUUUGAUUUUUAGCUGCUGUUUUUCUUUUGAAAGCAUUGCUGCAGAAAUUUAAAAAGCUGCACAUUCAAAUUUUAUUUUACCUUUAAAACAUUUCCCAAUAAUCAAUCAUUGGAAUUUGUUUUAAUAUUAUAUUUGUAAAAAAAGAAAUAAAAAAACAUCAUUAAAAACAUAAUUUCCUUCUUGGCUUUCUAUAAAAGAAUAUAUAUUGGUGCAUUGCUUGUAAUGCAAAAUGAAUGAGAUAAUUUUUAGCAAUGUCAUAAUGUUAAUUUUGAUGUGUUAUACUAACUUUACAAAGAGGAACCUAAUGUAACAAAUAACUUAUACAGGCAUAUAAAAUAUUUGGUAGAAAAUGUUAAAUUCCCAAUUUUUUUUAACUUGUUAGCAUUUUAGUAACAACCAUUACACGGUAUACAAGAAAUGUAAACUAAAUUGCCUCAUUAUUGCAGGUAAAUAUUAAUAAAAUUGGAGAAAUUGCCUUUUAUUAAUAAACUGAAAUUACUGCGUCAAAAGACUUUAAAAAAAAAAAAAAACUUGAUGAGUGAUUUUCGUCUGUUGUCAAAAGGAUGAAAUUAUCUUUGCUUGCAUAGUGAAUUUCAAAAUUUAAAAUGGCUGUUUAUUUUAUAACAAUAAUUUUUUAGUUACAAAAUUGAUUCAUUAGCUGCAGUUGUUAAAUUUUUAUCUGGCUUCAACUAUUCUUUAAUACUAAGUACCACUUACUGAAUUGCAAGAAACCGAAUGUUUUUAUCUUGAACAUGGUUUUUCAACUUGUUCUCAUUACUUUUUUAUUGCUAUGUUCAGUAAUUCUUUAGUGAUUAAGCUUCGCAAAAUUACAUUACAGAUGCAUUUCAUUGCAUUUAGCAUUUUAAAAGUGUUCUUUGUCCUUCAAUUUUAUUUUUCAACCUCGCAGUCAUGUAUAUUUUAUAUAGAAAUGUAUACUUUUAUAUUGUAGAUAAUCACAUUUUGAAUAAAAGUUAUAUUUUUAGCAUUUUAGAUGUCCAAAUGCGUCAUUCCAGUGUGGAAGUUUUUUUAUAAAAUGUUGUAAUUUGUUCUUAAAUUACUGUUUUUAAGCAGUUUUUAUAUGUGAAGAGAUGUUGUAUUAUAUGUCCUGUUGAAUUAAACAAGUUGUUGCUUUUUAUCAAGUGAAAGAUGUUACACAAUAUUUU